CCGCCCACAUGCAGGUGGACUCUUACCUGCGCGAGGUGCUGAGGAUGGACCGCACCGCCCCCCACAUCCUGAAGGCCCUCAGUAGCUGCAGUCUGAGGCACUGUGUGGCUCUGUGGCAGUUCCUCUCCUCGCUCAAAUCAGAGAGCAUGCUGCGGCUAAAGAGGGACCCGUUCGAGGGCAUGUUGGGUCAGUACAGGGAGCCCCUGGAUGAGGAGGGGCGGAGGCUGCUGAUGGGGUUCUGCAGCCGGGGCAGUGUGGACGCUUUCCUGCAGGAGACGCACCAACUCCUCCUGCUGCGUCUCAGCACCAACCAGGACCCGGAGCAGUACAGACCUGACUGGGGUCUGAAGGACACACUGCAGUCUUUCAUGGAACACAAAGACAUGGACCUGCCGCCUGAGGUGGAGGAGCUGUUCCCAGGGGCCCUGCGGCUGUCCCAGGCCCUGGAGGUCUGGAGGUUCACCGUGGCCUUCAAACAGGGCCGCUAGCCUGGGGUUAGCCUGGGGUUCUCCCAAUUUAACCUGCGCUAGCCUGGGGUUCUGCCAAUUUAACCUGCGCUAUCCUGGGAUUCUGCCAAUUUAAGCUGCGCUAGUGACUGUGGUUACUAACACUUUUCCCACUUGGUGGCGCUGAGGAGCAUUCCUUGUUUUACUUCAAGAGAGUAAGUCGCUAUGGUGGUUGUAAAUGGCCUCUGUUGCAGAAAUAGGUAGUAAAUUUUAAAAAGUACUUAAUGUUGUAAUUGUUAUAAUAUUGUUAUGCAUGUGAGGAUUCAACAGUUUCUAAAUUGUGUAAAGAUUAAAGAGACACAAUACUGAAGUGGAAAUAUUAACAGCUGGUCAGUGUCAAGUAAAGAAACAACAUUAAAGCAUUGACAAAUAUCAUUCCAACAAAAAUGUGAUAUUUUGUUUUCUGAAUAUACUGAAUUAUGAAAUAAUAAAUGAAGAAUGCAGUCAAA
Conger conger (European conger) is the source of this 955-nucleotide messenger RNA. RefSeq names its product E3 ubiquitin-protein ligase rnf213-alpha. The coding region runs from base 9 to 488 and encodes 159 amino acids. Gene Ontology annotation, molecular function: ATP hydrolysis activity; ubiquitin-protein transferase activity. Gene Ontology annotation, cellular component: membrane; nucleolus; cytosol. The record is from RefSeq and is a predicted model, not a curated record. Gene Ontology annotation, biological process: sprouting angiogenesis; ubiquitin-dependent protein catabolic process; negative regulation of non-canonical Wnt signaling pathway. NCBI's taxonomy places the organism in Eukaryota, Metazoa, Chordata, Actinopteri, Anguilliformes, Congridae. The transcript has 4 exons.